AUGGAAGGCAAAUGGAAUGAAUCAACUCCGAUGCAAUCGAUUCUUUGCAAGUUUCAAUCCAUUAAUCAACAAUUUGAACGAAUGAAAUGCAAUGACAAAACAAAAAUAGACGAUUAUAUCCUUAUUGUUGAUGGCUUGAAGAGUAUUAUCGAUCUUCUAGAAAACCCUCAAGACGAUCGCCAAAAGAGUAGUCUAAAAGCCCAAACUUGUAGUAGGAUCGGUAGUAUCUAUUAUCAUCUAAUCCAAAAUAGCGGUAAAGCCAAGAUUUACUUCGAUAUGUGCAUAGAAUUGGGUGCUCAAAGUGCUUGGUUUGAAAGUUGGUACGUAGAAGCAGUGCAAUUAUCCCAAAAAAUUCAAUCCGAUGCUCAACGAAAUCGAUCAGAUUGGCAAACAUUCGAAAAUAAUUUACCCAAACAGACUACUUCGGGUGUAAAUAGUCACAAUCAGUCGGAUUGGAAAGCAUUCGAGAAAGAUUUACCUCGUCACGAUACUGCCAGUGUAAAUAGUCACAAUCCAAUGGAUGAUGGAAGCGAUCAGAGUCAAACUCCAACAACGGCUGAAAUUAAAUUAUCAUCUAUUAUCAAGAAAUUACAGGCUGCAGACAAGCAAUUAGAUAAAUUACGAAGCAAUAGCAAUUACCAAACUGACCAGGUCUUGAUUUUAAUUGAUACGUAUAAGCAAAUUCUACCUAUAGCUAUGGACGACGAAAUCCAUGAUAGCAGUGUAAUCGCUAAAACAAACAGUAGGAUUGGACUAUUAUUUUAUCAAUUCUUGAAAAAACCAGAAAAAGCCAAAGUCUAUUUCACACGUUGUAAAAUCGUUCAUCAGGCCAACAAUGAUGGUAAUAGCAAUGAAGAGGAUUGGUACCAAGAAGCCAAUACUAUGUUAAAUUUAAUUCAACAAGAAGAUCAUCCUAAACCUACUGAGGGUCAACGUCCGACUAAUGACAGCUCUCCAUGGCGCCAACAUUUUCCUGACUCGUUUGAAAAUGAUAAAACUAAUGGCAGCUAUUCUACUUUUAUGGAUCAUGUUAGUCAUGAUACUAAAACUGUUUUUACUGACGAAGAUUUAUUCUCAUCAUGUAAUGGCGACGAUAGUCCAAUUGAAGUAAUGCUAGAUUCGACCAAUAAAGAAUACAAUUGUAUAAUUAAAAGUAUGAAUCAUAACAAUAAUACUACUACUUUAAAAUUAAUUCAGACAUAUCAACAACUUAUUCCUCGUUUCCAUCCUUCACAAUAUCAAAUUGUUGCUGAGAUACAAUCUAAGUUAGGAAAUAUUUACUACAAAAUCAUUCGAAAUUUAAAUAAAGCGAGAGAAUUUUACGUUAAAUGUAUUCAAUUAAUGGACACGCAUAGUAAUAAGGAUGAAAAUUCAGCAAGCGAUUGGCUAAUUGCAGCUCGUCAGUCACUCGAUCAAAUCAAUAAAUUGAAGGCAGCUAGUGACCGUUGCAAUGUAAAUGCUUUUCAAUAUGACAAUUCGAUGUCAAAUGACUUUGGUCAAAGCACCAGUGGUAGUAAUAAUCAGUGGUCAUUUAAUUCUGGUUAUACGAUAUUUGACUCUUAUUGGACGCCUCAAAACGUCUUUAUAGCGAAAUUAAAACUUGAUGUAGCAGAAGAGAAAUUAAAACGUUCGCUUCAUUCCAAUAGCACCAAUUCUGAUUUACUCACACAAUUGAAGAAAACCUUUCAAGAAAUUAUUCAAAGUGCUAUCUUUAAUGAAGAAAACUUAAAAGCAAGAGCAUAUUAUAAUAUUGCCCUAAUGCAAUAUCAUUUAGAUGUUGACAAAAAUGCGGCAAGAACGGGCUUAGAAGCAUGUAUUAGAGAGGCGGGCAGUAGUUGUACAACUGAGCAGUGGUAUCAAGAUGCACACCAACUAUUAAAAACAAUAAUACGAGGAGAUAAUACUGCAUCUACUUCGAGUAAGCAAUCAACCACAACUGAAAGAACAGAUAUUGAUCCUUCAUCUUUUUCGUACGACAAUCAUAUUAGAUUACAAAUUGCUAAGCAAAGGUUUCAUACUUCUGAUCAAAAAUUAAAUACUCUCCAAGAAGCUAACGACAGCUGCGAUCGAGAUUUUGAAGCGUUAAUUUUAAUUGAUUCAUAUAAAGAGAUUAUUUUCUUAUUAAAUAAAAAUCAUUUAGAUCUAAUAGCUCAAGCUAACUGUAGAAUUGGGAAAAUCUAUUAUUACAUUGUCCGAAAUAACGAUAAAGCUAUACAUUACUGUCAACACUGUAUUGAUAUGGCAUCAAAGGAGUCGCGACUAGAGAGCUGGUGUAGAGCGGCAUUUGAUAUUAUUCAGAAAAUCUCAAAAGAAACGGAAGAAAAUAUUAAUAAGCAAGAAGAAGAUAAUUUUGACAUCAAUACUGAGCUUAUUCAGGAAGAAGAGAAUCUACGACAAUCUUGUAACAGCAUCGAGAAGCUUUUACGUUUCAUUUACCAAAAGUAUCCACUGCCUCAAUACAGAGAGAAAAGCUAUCAGUUACCGAAAGUUAUUACCAUCUCUCAGGAAAAGCGAUUGUUGAAUAAGGCUCUAGUACAUUAUCAUCCAGAUCGCAAUUCUAGGCGCGAAUACGGUUUAAGAUGGUAUAAACGGUGCGAAAUGAUAACAAGAUGUAUUAAUGAAUGUAAGAAGAAAGCUGCUAUCGCUAAUUGGGCUACGUUUGAGAAUGUAUGA
This is a messenger RNA of Trichoplax adhaerens, 2673 nucleotides long. RefSeq lists its product as uncharacterized. The coding region runs from base 1 to 2673 and encodes 890 amino acids. The record is from RefSeq and is a predicted model, not a curated record. NCBI's taxonomy places the organism in Eukaryota, Metazoa, Placozoa, Uniplacotomia, Trichoplacea, Trichoplacidae. The transcript has 2 exons.